Tetrahymena thermophila SB210 is the source of this 903-nucleotide messenger RNA. RefSeq names its product inhibitor of apoptosis-promoting Bax1 protein. Gene Ontology annotation, cellular component: membrane. The record is from RefSeq and is a predicted model, not a curated record. The transcript has a single exon. Lineage: Eukaryota; Ciliophora; Oligohymenophorea; Hymenostomatida; Tetrahymenidae.
AUGUUGUCAAGAGCUAUUUCAACCUUUGCAAAGAACCAAGUUCUUCAAAAAUCACUUUAUUAAGGAACUGCUCCUCUUUACAAUUUCACAAGAUUUUCUGAGAAGCUCAACAGAGUUAAGAGCAAAUCCAAUGAAGGUUUUGCCUAACCUGAUAACGAUUCAGCCAUGCAUCAUGUUAUUACUAAUGAUGGAUUGAACGCUUUCAUUACUAGAGUUUACAAGACUACAGGUUUAGGUAUUAUGGGUGCUUUGAGUACCUCUACUUUAGCCGUCUCUUCUGGUUUAGCAUACACUAGUCCUCUUUUCUGCGGUCUCGGAGGAUUCGUUAUGGCUCUUGGAGGUAUUUUGGGAAGCAGCUACAUGAGUCCCAAUUAUUAUUCUGAAGUCAUUAAAGGAUAAGUUCACUAAAAGACUUCUAACACUCCUAUGAGAUUGGGUCUCUACAGUUUAGGUAUGGCUGGAUUGGGAUUGUCUUCUUCUGUCCUUUUCGGUUCUCUCCACAUGAUUAAUCCUGCCAUUUUACCUUUAAGUAUUGGUAUUACUGGUGCCGUUUUCGGUUCCGCUUCUCUUUAUGCUCUUUACAAGCCAAAGGAUUCUCUCCUCUCUUGGGGAAGCAGCUUAUACGCUGGUUUAUUCGGUAUGAUUGGUUUACAAUUAGCUGGUGCCUUGACCCAACUCUUCAUGGGUCCUAACUUAUUUACAUUCAUGUGCCACAGAGCUGACUGCUUCAUUGGAGUCGGUCUUUUCACUGCCAUGGUUGCUUACGAUACCCAUGUUGCCAUUAAAUAAUACGAAAUGGGCAAUGCUGAUCACUUGGGUGUUUCUAUCGAUUUUGCUUUAGAUUUCUGGAAUAUUCUUACACGUGUUGCUCAAAUUUUGGGAAUAUAUAGCAAGGACGAUUGA